UUCCGGAUUUGCAACGUGACUUCCGGUUGUCAGAAUUUCCUCGGACGCGGCGGCGGCUGCAGAGAAGAAGCUGUGGACCUCGAGGUCGCUGUGGCCCCAGUGGUGGUGGGGUCCGGGUGAGCUCGCCUCAUCCUGCCCCCUCUGCGAUGCAUCCGAGGCGCCCGGACGGAUUCGAUGGCUUGGGCUAUCGGGGCGGUGCCCGGGAUGAGCAAGGCUUUGGCGGCGCUUUCCCUGCAAGGUCUUUCAGCUCGGCGUCUGACCUGAGCCACUGGGUGACCACUCCCCCAGACAUCCCGGGUAGCCGCAACCUGCACUGGGGCGAGAAGAGCCCGCCCUACGGCGUGCCCGCCCCCUCCACCCCGCUCGAGGGCCCAGCGGAGGAACCCUUUCCCGGAGGCAGCGGUGGUAGCGUGCCCGGGCAGAGCAGCGAACAGUUGAAUAGAUUUGCUGGAUUUGGUAUUGGACUUGCAAGUCUUUUUACAGAAAAUGUACUGGCCCAUCCUUGCAUUGUUCUACGCCGCCAGUGUCAGGUUAAUUACCAUGCUCGGCAUUAUCAUCUCACUCCAUUUACAGUCAUCAAUAUUAUGUACAGCUUCAAUAAAACUCAGGGACCAAGGGCCCUUUGGAAAGGAAUGGGAAGUACAUUUAUUGUCCAAGGAGUUACACUUGGAGCAGAGGGAAUAAUCAGUGAAUUCACACCUUUACCAAGGGAGAUUUCACAUAAAUGGAAUCCUAGACAAAUAGGAGAACACCUUUUACUGAAAUCCCUAACUUAUAUAGUGGCAAUGCCUUUUUAUUCAGCAAGUCUAAUUGAAACAGUACAGAGUGAGAUCAUUCGAGACAACGCUGGAAUUUUGGAAUGUGUUAAAGAAGGGAUUGGAAGAGUGAUAGGCAUGGGAGUGCCUCAUAGCAAACGCCUACUUCCGCUUCUUUCCCUGAUCUUCCCUACGGUGCUGCAUGGGGUUCUUCAUUACAUCAUCAGCUCAGUCAUUCAGAAAAUUGUCCUGCUCAUUCUAAAGAGAAAGACUUACAAUAGCCACCUAGCUGAGAGCACUAGCCCGAUGCAGAGUAUGUUGGAUGCUUAUUUUCCAGAGCUUAUGGCUAACUUUGCUGCGAGUCUUUGCUCUGAUGUUAUACUUUACCCACUGGAAACAGUUCUGCACCGCCUUCACAUUCAAGGAACACGCACAAUAAUUGACAAUACAGACCUUGGCUAUGAAGUGCUUCCAAUUAAUACACAGUAUGAGGGGAUGAGAGACUGUAUCAAUACCAUAAGGCAGGAGGAAGGAAUGCUUGGUUUUUAUAAAGGCUUUGGUGCUGUUGUAAUACAGUACACACUGCAUGCAGCUGUUUUACAGAUUACCAAAAUUAUUUACUCUGCACUUCUUCAGAAUAGUGUUUGAAAUUUAGAUUCCUGGUUAGUCUAAAAGACAUCAUCUGGAUGCUUCGUUAUGAAAUUAGAAGGGAUAAAAGUGAAGUACUGGGGUGGGAAAUGGAUUAGAAAGUGAAACUGGUAGCAAAAGCCCAUGCUGAUUAUAUUAACUCUUGUUUAAAAAGGCAUGAGUAUAUAUUUUGGAUUUGAAGUUUUCCAAAUUUGAAAACUGAAUAAAAAUAACAUGAAUUAAAUUCUAGCUAGUGUAGCACUCAUGCUGAACUAAAAAUGAUCUUGGGAAGAUUCAAAAAUUUGUCAGCAAACUGAAAACAACAUUUCAGUUAUUCCAGAGCCAAAUUUAUUUGAUCUGACUUUAGUAUGUAUUUCAUGUUUAAUUUCACCGUCUAGAUUGAUAUUGGUAUAUCAUUCUUACUAAGUGUACAGAAGCAGGAGAUCGUAGUUUACCUUUAAGCAAAUAAAUUAUGUUAUCAGUAAUAAAGACAAGGAUUAGAUUUGGCGCUCCGUAAACCAGAGCUAAGAGUUUUAAAGUGCACUGUCCCUGUAUAACUUUAAUGGCUGUACAUUUAUUAUAUAAGUCCAUUUAUAUGCAUACAUUUAACUUGGAAUUUCCUUCAUCCCUGUAAAAUUUCCACACUAAGAUCAGCUUACUGCAUCAAAUGAAGUCAUGUACUUUCUGCUUGAAUGUCACGACAAACCAUUAAAAGCCAAGGGACCUGAAAGAUUUAAGGCAAACAGCAUUAUUUGCCCAUAUCCAAACUCACCAUUUCAGUGCCAGCACCUUGAAAUUCAUCAUAUUUUUAUAAAGUUUGAUUUGCUAACCUAGUUUUAUGAAUCAUCAGGCUGUUUUUAGAGCCGCUCUUAACAGAGGAAGAACAUAAGAUAAUCAUGAUAACUAUUCCUGUUUCCACAUUUACAAAUUGUGUACUGAAGGGAAUGUUACUUGCUUUUCAUUUCUGAAUGACUUGUCUUAGAGAAGACACAAUUAACAUUCACCUGGGAAUCUGUCUCUCUUGCCUUCCAUAUAGUCAUCAUUAAAUAAUGGCUUCAGUUUUUUAUUUUCUAUUAGUUUUGUGUAUCGUUUCAUCCUCCAAACUAAAUACACAUAAAGGGAAAAACAGAUUUAUCCUUAUCAGCUUUUAUUGAAACUUUUUUGGAUGAAUACUGAAGAAAAUGGAAACCUUAAAGGAAGUUUGUCCUUGCUUUUUAUGAGUGAGAAAAAGUAAAUUUCAACAAAUAAUAAGUGAAAAAGUUGAUGAUACACUUUAAAAAAUUCUCUGUUCCUAAAUUGAAUUUGGUGGGAGAGACUCUUUGUAUAGUGAAAUGAUAUGCAUUUGACUGAUCAUCAUUAAACAUUUCGAAGUUUCAUUUCCUCGUGUGAGUGAUCAGUUUUACUGGGAACCAUUUAGCCCAGUGACGUACAGUGACUGCCUUGAUGUUGUCCAACUUGGAACGCGUACAAGCUGAGAUUUAUUUUACUUGCUACACGUCAGCAAAAUGGUUACUUUUUGUGACUAGUAACAUUGGAACCAAAAAAAAAUGAUAUCCAAAAUGUGUAAAACAGUAUAUAGGUAGCAUCUCUACUAUCUUGUGUGUUUUAAUGACUAAAACUCCUAAGUUUUCCAUGUUAAAAUUCUACCAAGAGGGGGAAAGUAAAAUUAAACACACGUUGUACUCUUCCAGAUUACUGUUUACUUUGUCCAGUUUAGUGACAUUUAAAUUGUUUUCAUUGUUUUUGAAUUACUGCAUACAUUUUUAGAUGUUUAUAAUAUGUCCAACUUCCUAAAGACGCUUUAUUUUAUUAUAAUCAAAGAAAAUGGUUUUAGAUAAGAGUAAAUUUCAAGUUUCAGGAAAUUUCUAGAAGAAAAGAAUCUGAAUGAAUUCAAGUAUUUACUAAUGAAAAUCUGUGGGAUCCUUUAGCUAAAAAUGAUAUUUCAAGAUUUGACAGACAAUGUCAUGAAGAUUCAGUUACAUGAAUUGUCUCGUGGAAUUGUUACAAGAUGAUAGGCUAAACCACACAUAGGUAGGCUGCUCUUAUUUUCUGUCUCUUUAAAAAAGGAGAAAGAAUACAAAUUAAUAUUAAAACUAAAACUGAAAUGUGGAAUACAAAAUACUAAUCUUUUAGUACCAUUCCAAAUUAGGUGAAACAUAAAAAAUGUUUAAAAUUCAAGCAUUUAAAUGCUGGCCAAAUAUGUUUAACUGCAUUUAGAAAGGAAUAUGUGAAAUAAACAUUGGGCAUGUUCUUUCCCUUUAAAAAUUACUUUAUUUCUUUAGUAUAUGGGUGCCAAAAUCAAAUACCCAUGAGCUACUUUUCUUAAGAUAAUAGCUUAGAAUAUUUUUAAUUCCGUAUAAUUGAUAGCAUCAUGAAUAAGAUUCUAUUAAAAUGUUCCAUAGUCCCAGUGGUCCUCUUAUAUAAACUAGACUUUGGCCAUGGAGCUGGAGUAUAAUAUGCUAAAUUUACAUUGCAGGGUUUAAUUUCAGUCAAAUAGUCUGAAAGCAAUGGAAUUAAAAACUGAAACACCUCGUAAAUACUAACUUACUCUGUUGAGUGAAUUUAUGAAUUGACUUACUAAAUCUGCUUAUAAAUCUCCUUCCUUCAAGACACUAUUUUAUGGUUUAUGGAAAAAUCAUCUCAAGGUUUAAACAAUUUAAGCCUCCAAACUCCAACACUAGCAUUGUAAAUAUGAAAUAGUAAAAACAAACUAAUUUUGAAAUGGCUAUGGAAUGUGGCAUUUGAUAACUUUAGCCAGUGUUUUGAGGAAUAAAACUGGAGAAGAGGUCUAGCUCACCUUUGCAGAUGUGCUUGACUCCCCACAGUUGUCUUUUCAGCACUGGUUUUGUUACGAAUUUCUACGUAUUCAUACAUCUCAGAAAAGAAAAGAAAACACACAACUUUGACACUCGAUUUUUUGACAACUGAGAUUGUGUAGGAUGUUUGCCCUCAGUUUGCUUCCUAGAUCUGUGGCGGCACAAAAGACUAAUCCUACUAACUCUGGAAAAGAGCCAGGUGUGCAUUAAUUCUUUUCAAUAAUAUAUAAGCAAAUAAAAUCCCCUUAGUAACAAUUCACAUUGCACUAGAAUUCAACAGAUAACUUCAGCAUUUCUUUCCCUUCUCUUUCAAAUAGUUGUACAUUGCUCUCCCUUUCUCUCUCCCUCCUGUCAUGUAAACUGGAUGUAUAAUGUCCUUUUAAGUCACUGAGUAUCAUUAAUAUGGUACCAAGUUGUAUAACAGAGUAACAAAAACUUGUGAUUUGACAAUGAAUCUUAUACAAUAUUACCUCAGCUAGAGGAGAUGUUUUGUCUGUGUGUGUGGGUUUUUUUUUUUUUAAGUUGUUUUUGUUUCACUGGUAUUUUAAUGUUUUAAGUAAAUUGUAUAAUAUGAAAAGGUUCAAUAAAAUGUUGAAAUAAAAUCAGUAAUAUUCUCUUA
Sus scrofa (pig) is the source of this 4817-nucleotide messenger RNA. It is a transcript of the gene SLC25A46, whose product is annotated as solute carrier family 25 member 46. The record is from RefSeq and is a predicted model, not a curated record. Gene Ontology annotation, cellular component: mitochondrial outer membrane. Gene Ontology annotation, biological process: mitochondrial membrane fission; axon development; mitochondrial fission. NCBI's taxonomy places the organism in Eukaryota, Metazoa, Chordata, Mammalia, Artiodactyla, Suidae.